CAUCUGCAUAAAUUUGCUAAGAACACAACACUUUGAACAUUUUUCCACCUCCCUUCGAGCCCUCUAUUCCUCCAUUCUCUGUUCCCUCAUUCUUCAUACAGCCCUCUGAAUUAUCGAAACUCAAUCAAACAAGGUUGGAGAUUUCACGUUGGGUUUCGUAUUUCAGGCUCGUCCCUGGAGAUGGAGCCAAUUCCCCCGAAUAUCGAUGGCAAUUCUAUUGAAGAAUCAUCUUUUCAGCAGUUAACUCUUCCAAGCUCUCCUGAGAUAAGUGGCAUAUCUGGAGAGCCACUGGUGAACCCCCGAGUUGGUGAUCAGUAUCAAGCAGAAAUUCCUCCCAUGAUAUCAGAAUAUGAGCAUUUUCAGCUUUUACUGAACCCUUUUGAUUCUGAAGUCACAGUUGAUUCUCAUUCCUUUCUAAUAGGUUUACCUAUCCCAAUUACCUGGGUCCAUAAUAAAAUGAAUGACAAUAAUGAAAGGUGCAGAAUGAGCAACCCUGAUGAUUUAGUCCAUGCAACAUGGUCAAGCAAAUCUAGAACAACUAGAAAGAAUAAUAUUCUCAAGAAGAAAGCUCCAAAACAAAAUGCAGAAUCACUGGAUCUUGGAUUAGAUGAUGGAAAUGAACCAAGGCCAGUAACUCUUGAGCCCAAGGAGUCAGGGAAAGCUAACUUAUCUCAGCUACAUAAAAACAAAAAUUAUGAUCCAUUUCCUGGUUCAUUAACUCAUCCUUGGAGUGAUGACGAUGUUGAUAGUUUUAUUCUUGGUUUAUAUAUAUUUGGGAAGAAUUUUGUUCAGAUAGAAAGAUUCAUGGAAAAUAAAGAGAUGGGAGAAAUAUUGCCCUACUACUAUGGGGAAUUUUACAGGUCUGAUGGAUAUCGUAGAUGGUCAGAUUGCCAGAAGACAAAACGUAAGAAAUGCAUAUAUGGACAGAAACUUUUUACAGGGUGGAGACAACAAGAACUGCUCUCUCGAUUGCAUCCCCAUGUUCCAGUGCAUUCUCAAACUGAUUUUCUAGAGGUCUCUAUAGCAUUUUCUGAGGGGAAAUUUUCUCUAGAAGAUUAUGUAUCCAAUUUAAGGGCCAUUGUUGGCAUUCAAGCUCUUGUAGAUGCUAUUAGAAUUGGUAAGGGGAAGGAAGAUCUGACAAGUCUUGCCAUGGAAUCUGCAAGAAGCAAUCCUUUAUUCAGUGUUUGCCCAAUCGGCAAAGCUUGCUCCUCUUUGACUUCCAGUGACAUAAUCAAGCUGUUGACUGGGGGUUUCCGUUUGAGCAAAGCUCGUUGUAAUGAUAUAUUCUGGGAAGCUGUUUGGCCCCGUUUGCUAGCAAGAGGGUGGCAUUCUGAGCAACCAAGCAGUCAGGGUUAUAUGGGUUCUGACCAUCAUCUAGUGUUUCUCACUCCUGGUGUUAAGAAAUUCUCAAAAAGGAAACUUGUGAAAGGUAACCACUACUUUGAUUCUGUUAGUGAUGUUUUGAGCAAAGUGGCGUCCGAACCUAAACUUAUUGAGCUUGAAACUGAAGAAGCUAGAGAGAGCAGCUGCAAUGAAGAGGAAACGUCGGUUGCUGCAGGAGUUCUAUCAGGCCAUAACGAUGGAUCCAUUCGGCAAUCCUUUCGUUACCUUAAACCACGAGUUUCUAAUUACAAUUUGAAUCUUGUGAGGUUCACUGUUAUUGAUUCUGGUUUGGUUGAUGAAGGAAAAUUAUCCAGGGUGAGAGAGAUGAGAUAUGCAGCAGAGGAUUUGAAUGUUAAAUCCUUGCUUACAAAACUUUCAAACAACAUUGAAAUGAUGUUUUUGGAGAACUCACUGAAUGAUAAUGAGCGAGAUGCUGUUGAUAUUUCAUUGGAUGGUAAAUGCUGUGAAAAAACAUUUGAUGGUCGGGGCUCAAACCAUACAAAGUUUACAAUUGUGGAUACGAGUUUGAUACAUGCAUCAUCAAAGGUAAGAGAAUUGAGAUAUCCACCGGUUGACAUUAUAGUUACUUCUAAAAUGACCAAAUCCUUGAGGAAAGAAGAUUCCUUUGAGGAUUCGAUGGAAGAGCACAUGCAAGGUGCAACCAAAAUGCUGUCACAUGAGGAAAAGAAUGUCAAGAAAUCGAGCCACGAAAAGGAUGUAAUUGAUAGCAGUGGCUCAGAACAGAAGGCACUCAACCGAGAAAUCAGGAACAAGUUGGUCAAGAGCACCCAGGGUAAUAAUGAUGUGUCAAAUAAAAAUCAGUCAACAAUGACUAUCAAGCAUAAAUUCUGUCGAAGAUCAAAAUCUGGACAGUCAGAGAAUUUAGUUUCUGUAGUCAAACGACGGAGAUUAACUGCUUGUUCUAAUACAGAGUUGAGCCAUGUCAUUGAGAAUUUCUCUGUUAGCCUGGGGUCAAAACAAGAAGGGUCUUACUUUGCUUUGAAAUCUUCAGAAGGAGGCAACAAUACCUUUCAAGUCAAUCCUCCUCAGAAGUCAUCACUAAACAUUUCCUUAGCUGAAGGCAGUCUGGAAGAGAGCACUGGAGUUCUGAUGGGUUCAACUUGUUUCAGUAUGGAAACAUCCCAUGGGGAAAAUGUUGAACUUCAAACCCCGUCUUUGAUUGAUUUGAACCUGCCUCAAUUUUCAUUGGAUUGUGAAAAUGAUGAACCAGCAUCGAUGAAUGUAGAAAGCAGCCAAGGAGCAAAGGCUGAUAAUACAUGCUUUCUCUCCAAUUCAGAUAAGACUGAUCCUGGGGCACCGAGUGCCUCUGUUGAUGCUAGUCCUGCAGUAGAUCAGCCUAGUUCAAAACCUAGAAGACAAAGCACAAGAAAACGACCUUUGACCACUAGAGCAUUGGAAGCUCUUGAAUGUGGACUCUUCGGUAUGAAGAAGCAAAAAAGCUCACAAAUACACACAAAAGAAAUCUCAUUCCCCAGUUCUUCCCACCAGGUUCAUAGCAAGGUCAAAGUAACAUCAAGAUGUGAUACCGUUGGCCCAGGCAUUGUGAAUGAAAAGGAUGGAAAUGCAAGUGAGGCCUUUAACGAGAAAAGAUUUUGUCCAAAAAACUCCUGAUUAAGAGAUGUCCAAAACUACUACAUCUGGAAGUUUGAGGACAGCUACAUAGUGACCUGCCAUUUGUUGUAGAAGAAUUGUCUGAAGUACCGCUAUCUUUGGAGUGACUCUUUGCUAUGUUACCUCUAAACUGUAUACACUGUCCGCUAUGCUUUCACCAGCCAAGCAUAGAAGUGGGAGUACAUCUGCUUCAACAUACACAUCCUUAGAACACUGUAUAAUAUACUGGUCACUGUGCACCACCACACAACGCACAUAAACAUUUCUAAAAUGUACUGGCAUGCCAUCAAGUCAUUUGCAUUUUGCCUCAGUGUUUUUUUUGGUGAUAAUGGAAACAAUGCUUUUUGCAACAUUGUAGUACCUUAGGAUUGAAAACAGAAGGUGAACCCAGCUAUGUGAAUUUCCUUCAGAUUUUUAAAUAGCAGGAAGAUCAUAUGUCUUGAUAACU
Manihot esculenta (cassava) is the source of this 3463-nucleotide messenger RNA. RefSeq lists its product as uncharacterized. NCBI's taxonomy places the organism in Eukaryota, Viridiplantae, Streptophyta, Magnoliopsida, Malpighiales, Euphorbiaceae. The transcript is spliced from 4 exons. The record is from RefSeq and is a predicted model, not a curated record. Gene Ontology annotation, cellular component: nucleus. Gene Ontology annotation, molecular function: transcription corepressor activity. The coding region runs from base 181 to 3015 and encodes 944 amino acids.